UUCAGUGAGUGUCUCCAUAACAGCUGUAGAGAGUGGCAGAACUGGAGGGAUGAGUGUCUGUAACAAUAAAACAAAGAGGACAGAACGAGAACAGGAAUUCAUGAAAGAUUAAAACGUUUCCUUCUCCUCACUGAGUGCAACCUUACAUCUAGAGCACCAAUGUCAAACAUGACCAGGGGGGAGCUCCUCUGCCCCCUGCUACAGGACAUGCAGAACCACAGCAACAACAACAACAACAAAGAGGCCAAUUCGGUGGUGGUUUGCAUCCAUGGUCUGUUCUCCUGCCUGGGGAUUUUGGAGAACGCCCUGAUCCUCUGGGUGGUUGGCUUCCGCCUGCGGCAACGCACAGUAGCCUCUGUCUGGGUGCUCAACCUCGCCAUGUCUGACUUCCUAGCCACCCUGACACUCCCCCUUUUUACCUCAUACCUUUACUACAGCCAUAGCUGGGAGCUUGGCAACCCACUUUGCAAAACACAGGCUUCCAUUUUCUUCUUGAACAUGUUUGUGUCAGCUUUCCUGCUGGCAGCCAUUUCACUGGACCGCUUACUUUUGGUGGUCAAGCCAGUGUGGUGCCAGAAUCAUCGGUCAGUGGCAGGAGCAUGGAAGGUGUGUGCAUUGGGUUGGCUAUGGGCAGCAAUUAAUACCUUGCCUUACACCUUAUUCCGUUCAGUUAUUAAGAAACAUGAUGGGCGGAAUUUGUGCUAUCAUAAUUUUGCCUUGAUUUUAUCCUCUCAAGCCACUCUGGAGAGAGAUUGCAAAGUAAGGCAUGCGGCAACAGCAAUCUCCAAGUUGCUGCUAGCUUUCCUCUUUCCCCUGGCUGUGAUUGCUGGGAGCUACAUCCAAAUAGGUCUCAUCCUGAGGAAAAGGAGCAAGAGGAGGAAGCAGAGCACCAUGAGACUAACUGAUGCACUGAUUGUCUCAAACAAAAACGGAGGAUCAGGAACUACAAAUACCCAGAAAACCACCAAAACUAAUAAGCCUCUGACUUCCAGUCCAUCUUCAACCUUGACACCUACUACCUUGUCCCACACCACCUCGAAUCAGAUCAAUCAGGGCCAGCUGUCCCAGAGCUUCAUCAAAAUGGUAACAUUUGUGAUUGCGGCGUUUGCACUGUGCUGGGCUCCCUAUCACAUCUUCUGCAUGAUUGAAUUGACGGCCCAAUACCGGAGGAAUAACCUCAGUUUAGUGGAGGUGGGUUUGCCCCUAGCUACAACCAUUGCAUUCUUGAAUCCAGUGUUGAACCCCAUUCUGUAUGCCUUCAGCUGCCCACACUUCUGUGAAAAGAUACGGCAGAGUCUGGGAGCAGUGUUUGCCACACUGGUAGAAGAGGAAGGAGGGUUGCUGAUGGUCCCAGGGAAAAGUAUACGAGCUCAUAUUAGAAGGAAAAGCAGUCGAGAUGUGAGCCCAGCAACACCAGGGUCACGAAAGGGUUCAUUGUCACCCAGUAAAUCACCUGACAUCCAACAGCCCUUCCCAUUGCCUUUGGCUUCUGAAUUCCUUGAAGACCCUCACAUGGAGAAUAAGGACAUGAAUGAAAAAAUGAGAUGGAGCAUAGAUGAGGUUGUACUGGAUUUCUAGCUUUAUGUUUGAGUAAGCAGAAUGCUUAUUUUCAAACAUGUCAGAUAUGUCUUUGUGUACAUGUAGCUCAACUCAAUAGAAGGCCUCGGACCUAUCGUAUUAUAGCUGUGGCCACCACAAAGUGUUUGGGACAGGAGUUACUAGUAUGCUUUGAUACAAUAUUUCCAUCCUUUCCAGUAGUAUGGCUGUAAGGAUAGAAACGUCAGUCAGUUUAUCCACCACUUUGGUCCAGACUUAAACCUGGCAACCAUGAGGUUGACAGAUUUGAUUUGAUAUCUCGAAAACCUACAGAUUUUUCUGAUCUAUCCUUUUUUCAUGUGAAAUCCUGUAUAAUGUUACUUCUUUGAGCCCGUAUUUAAAUGAAAUGUAUUCAAAUAAAACAUGAGAAAGGAAAAUCCUAUGCAAAUUGUGACAAGGGGACACAAGUACACAGCGCUUUUGUUAAGGGAUCACAAGCUAGAAACAUUAAGAACCACUGCUGAAGAUUGAGUGUUUGUGCCCUACUGGCCACCAGAGAGCAGUAUAGCACUGAUUGCAUAAACAGAGGUGAAAUUACAAGGUAGGAUUGUGCUUUUCAGUUCCUGUAAUCCAGGAGCACUUUAAAUCUGAACUGCUGUAUGUCUGACCACCUUUCUGAGUGAUUGGAUUUGAUCAUAUCUGAUAUCCAUUUUGAUUGACUGUCUCAUCGCCAUCACCGCAAUUGUCUGGUUUCAUCCCACGCAAUUGGACUCACAGACACACACACACACACAGGUUGAGGUGUAAUGUAGGCCACAGAAACAUGGGAUUACCAUAGAGGUAGUUGUAAUUUAGAGAGAAUAUUAGAGAGUGAAGAUCCAGAAUAUAAAGACAGCACAGGAUUAAAUCUAACAGAUCACACUGACAUAUAAAGUUCCACUUUUCCUCUCAAUCAUUCAGUUCCAGCACAUUAUCUUUCCCUCGCUUUGUUUCUGUCAAGGAGAAGAUGUAAAGAAAACAUUAAGAACUUUUUUUUUUAGAAAAGUGAAAGAUAAAAUUCAGCCUCCCUCCCCACCCAAAUAGUUUUCACUAAGGCAGGGGUUGGAAGAUCCAGUUGACAAGCAUUUGAGACAAGGCCAACAAAUGUGAGUAAAGACUUAAAUAGAAUUAAAAUUACUGCAGAAAAGACAGCAACACAUGAGAUAAAAGAUAAUCCACCAGCAUGAGAACAGCGAGAAUAUUGACAACAUAAGAUGUUGAAAACAAUAGUGAUAGAGGAAGAGGCGUCAAAUGUGAAAAACCGUUGGUACAGAUAAGAGUACAGAUAAGAAAUAAGGGAAGAAUGUAAGCUUUAAAGGGGUUUAAUGCACUGCUACAGUACUUAUAACUGACAGAUGUUAGCUAGAGAAUUAAUGUAGAUCGCAUGUCAAUGAUUUUCUUUUGACCAUCAUGUACUAUAAUAUACACUGGUGCAUACACACACACCAAAGAAGAAUAUGCAGUUGUAAUAAACAAAAAAAGUUGAAUUCUGUUUGAGAGGUAGAGAGUGACUCAGUACAUCUUUCCAUAUGUUUAUAUUUCAUAGAAAUAUCUCUUACUUUUUACUCCACUACAUUUAUUUCACAGCUGCACUUAUUUGCUACUUUGACAACAAGGAUUUUACAUUUAAAAACUAAAAAAAUACAUCUCUCACAGUUUAAUUUAAACUAGUUGUUUCCAAUCUUUUUGGCUUGUGGCUCCUUAACUAAAGAAGUGUGUUGGGUGGGUCCCCUUCUCAUCUUUCAGAUGACUAUGAAUUGUCAGUUCCAAUGUUUCUGAUGGUUUCUUCUAAAUAUUUGGCUCCAAGAGAUUAAAGUAUCCAAAAUUUUGUUGUGCCAACUCCCUAGGUUGAGAACAUCUGGACCAAGCAACUGCUGAGGUGGGGAAUUUACAUCACAUGACUUAAGAGUUAACUUAGACUUGAGAUGGUUGACUUGAAUGGGCUUGACAUUUUUUUCAUGAUAUAUUUGCAUUUUUCUACAUAUUGAGAACUUACCUUUUGUUUUAGAAACAUGAUUGGGUGAUUUCUGGUGCAAAGCCCACAAACCUGGCAACCUACUAGGACGCUGUAGACCAAAACACACAAGGCAGCUAUUAUGGGGAGGGGCUAAGUCCAAGAAUUACUAAAAUUUGGAUUGGAGGAGGAGAGAGAAGAGAGCACAAUUCAAGUUCCACAUAGAGAUUUAUGGUAAAAGUAACAAGAAGGGCUUUAUAAGGUUUAAGCAGCUGCAACAGUUUUGUGUUUGACUUACAGCAGGGACUCGACUUGCUUGAUUCUGACCACAGUAACUUGGGAUCUGCUUGUGACUUGCACAUGUGUGACUUACUCCCACCUCUGCAUUACUGUAUAUAAAAUGAGUUAACACUAGCUGCACCUCGAGCCACUACGGCAGUAACAUUCUGCUUACACAUUUAUGUGUCAGUAUUAAUAAUCUAAUAUGACAUGUGCCAUGCACCUUUUGCCACAUUCCUACAAAAUUCCUCAUGUAAUACUGCCUCAACAUUUGCCCUUUGCCCUAAAUAUUUAAAAUGCCUAAGACAGAACAGGUGAAUGUAAAUCAGGAAAUUUGGCACUAAAAGCAACAAAAAGGGCAAAAGUACAAGUUCAAAAAUCUCACAACCCCGGUAGGCUCAAAGACACACAUUGCAAGGCCCAAGGGACGCUGUGCUCUACUUGACCUUGAUUCUCUUCGCUUGUCUCUUGUAUAAUAACAUCAGUCUUACUGCAGAGACAGUACUUCUACUUUUGGUAUUUUAAGUACAUUUUUCUGAUACUGUACUCUUUCUGUAGCAGAUAUUUUAUUUUAAUAUGCAGAACUUUUACUUGUAAUGGAGUAUUUUAAAGAUAUUGGCACUUUUUCUUAAGUAGACAAACAGGGUCUAAUAAAGUUUAGACCAUGUAUUAUUGUGUUAGUUUGAUCUCUUGCCAGUAAAUGUCACUGUUUCCUUGGUGUAUACAUGUGAAUAAGAGUUUAAUAGAUCCCAGAAUAUAAAUCUUAAACAAACAAGUUGAUGCUGUGGUUUUUCAUAUAAAGUUAGUAAGAAUUAACAUCACACAAUUUUGUGAAAUGGAUGUAAACGUGUGAAGAAAUAACGGUCUACAUAUUAAAUGAUACAAGAUCACUUAAA
Messenger RNA from Seriola dumerili (greater amberjack), 4704 nucleotides. Its product is annotated as prostaglandin D2 receptor 2-like. Bases 160 to 1578 code for a protein of 472 amino acids. Gene Ontology annotation, biological process: positive regulation of cytosolic calcium ion concentration; phospholipase C-activating G protein-coupled receptor signaling pathway; inflammatory response. The record is from RefSeq and is a predicted model, not a curated record. Gene Ontology annotation, cellular component: plasma membrane. The transcript has 2 exons. NCBI's taxonomy places the organism in Eukaryota, Metazoa, Chordata, Actinopteri, Carangiformes, Carangidae. Gene Ontology annotation, molecular function: complement receptor activity; G protein-coupled receptor activity.